GUUGUCGUUGCUCCGCUAAAGCCACAGCCUCAACCCCAGGCCUCAACAAAUGGCACCCCAAAGCUCUCCUCUGCCCUCGACGCAAGCGAAGAAGCAAGCUUCCAUCUCAAGCUUCUUCACACCUAAGUCAUCAGCGCCGAAAUCCUCACCACCUGCCCCGGAAGCUACCACCAGUGGCGGACACAAACCAGUAAGUAAAGAGCAUGGAGACUCUGUGCGCUCAACAUCGGGCACAAAGCGAUCUCGUGAGGAUGGAGAAGAGCAUUCACCACUAGCCCGACCUCAAUCGAAGAAGAAGCGUCCUUUGAUGGCAUCUGCUAGCAUUGAUGACAGCUUUGAGGCGGGGACUCUCCCCAUGACCAAUGGAUGCACUGCUUCCAGCUCUGCAACACAAAAGAAUGCGAAUGGGUUGAAAGUCUCGGGGCGAACGUCCAAAUACCUCUUCUCGAGCUCACCUCUGCACGAUGAGAACGAAAGCGACCAGGAUACAGAGGAGAAGAAGCAAGAGAAGGACCGCCUACACCAGCGCUUUGUCAGGAAGCUGGGUAGGCCAGAGGCUAUGGCAGAGAUCAGACGACGCAAUCAUACCGGCACUGAAGACCCCGCCGCUGCUGAGGAGGGCGAGGAAGAGGAGGGCGAGGAAGAAACCCCAGCACUGAAAGGCAGAGGAAGGAGAUUAGCUGCAACAAAGAAGCCCAAGACACUUACACCUAUGGAGAAACAAGUGGUGGAACUCAAAAAGAGCAAUAUGGAUACACUUUUGGUCGUAGAGGUUGGUUACAAAUUCAGGUUUUUCGGUGAAGAUGCUAGAAUAGCAGCGAAAGAACUGAGCAUCGUAUGUAUACCUGGCAAGUUUCGAUUCGACGAUCAUCCAUCAGAAGCACAUCUCGAAAAGUUUGCGUCUGCAAGUAUCCCCGUUCACAGACUGCACGUCCAUGUCAAGCGACUGGUUGCAGCCGGACACAAGGUCGGCGUAGUCAGGCAAUUGGAAACGGCUGCAUUGAAGGCAGUCGGUGAUAACCGCAACACGCCGUUUGUCAGGAAACUUACCAAUCUGUACACAAAAGGCACGUACAUCGAUGAUGUGGAGGGCCUGGAGGGAUCUUUGAACACACCUAGCGACCAGGCCCCUGCCACGGGAUAUCUGCUCUGCAUGACAGAAACGAACGCAAAAGGUUGGGGUGAUGAUGAGAAGGUUCAUGUUGGCAUAGUUGCUGUGCAGCCUGCGACUGGCGAUAUUAUAUACGAUGACUUCGAGGAUGGCUUCAUGCGGAGUGAGAUCGAGACGCGCCUUUUGCAUAUCGCCCCUUGCGAAUUUCUCAUUGUUGGAGAAAUGUCGAAAACGACGGAGAAGCUAGUCAGUCAUCUGUCGGGAAGUAAGACAAACGUGUUUGGCGAUCAGGCCCGCGUAGAGAGAGUUGCAAAGAACAAGACUAUGGCUGCGGAAGCCUUCAGUCAUAUCUCCAAUUUCUAUGCGGAUAGAGUGAAGACGGAAGCAGGUUACUCUGCGAACACAGAAACUGCCACACAUGUCCUCGAUCAAGCACACCAGCUAUCUGAGCUCGUAUCAAUAUGCUUGUCAGCUAUGAUCAAGCACAUGUCUGAGUAUGGUCUCGAACAUGUGUUUGACCUGACUAAAUACUUCCAGCCAUUCAGUGCACGAUCACAUAUGCUGCUGAAUGGAAACACACUUACGAGUCUGGAGAUCUAUCAGAAUCAAACUGAUCAUACUGAGAAGGGCAGUUUGUUCUGGUGUAUCAAUCGCACGAAAACAAGGUUCGGUCACCGAUUGCUUCGCAAAUGGGUAGGCAGGCCUUUACUCGACAAGCUGCAGCUUGAAGACCGCAUAGCUGCAGUGGAAGAACUCAAGAAAGGAGAACACACUAUCCCUGUUGAUAAGCUGAACCAUGUACUAGGUGGUAUCAAGGGAGACCUUGAGAAAUCUUUACUUCGAAUAUACUACCAAAAGUGCACGCGCCCAGAACUCCUGAACGUACUGCAAUCCUUACAGGCUAUAGGCAAUCACUACGCUGGCGUGAAAGGCCCUGAGUCCGCUGGAUUCAGGUCUUCAGUCUUGAAUGAAGCCAUCACUGCUCUUCCCAAAAUUUCUGAAGAUGUGGUCGGCUAUCUGGAAAGAAUAAAUCCUCAAGCCGCCAAAGUCGACGACAAAUAUAACUUCUUCCGUGACGAGUACGACACCGAAGACAUCGUUGCUCACCGCUUAGGAAUUGCGACCAUAGAAAGCGAACUCGACCACCAUCGCGCCGAAGCUGCUGAGAAGAUCAAGAAGAAACGUGUCGACUACACCACCGUCGCUGGCAUCGAAUAUCUCAUCGAAAUCGACAACAAAGAAUUAAAGAAUGUUCCAGCAUCCUGGCAGAAGAUUAGCGGCACAAAAGCCAAAUCGCGAUUUCACACUCCCACAGUCAUCGCAAAAAUUCGUGAACGCGACCAACACAAAGAAUCGCUCGCCGCCGCCUGCGACACCGCUUUCAAGACCCUCCUCACCGACAUCAGUACUAGAUACCAAUCUCUACGCGACUGCAUACAGGCCCUCGCCCACCUCGACUGUCUCCUCAGCCUGGCCACCGUCGCCUCGCAACCUGGCUACACGAAACCUACCUUUACCACCUCCCAAACAAUCGCGGUUCAAGGCGCUCGCCACCCCAUGGUCGAACACCUCCUCCUCGACGCCUACGUUCCCAAUGAUAUCCACCUCUCGCAUGACCCCAACACCGCCCCCCGCGCCCUUCUUCUCACCGGCCCAAACAUGGGCGGCAAGAGUUCAUACGUACGCUCUGUCGCCCUCACAAUCAUACUCGCCCAACUCGGCUCCUACGUACCUGCGUCCUCAGCAUCUCUACCCCUCCUGGAUGCCGUCUUCACCCGCAUGGGCGCACAUGACAACAUGCUCGCUGGCGAAAGCACAUUCAUGGUCGAGCUCUCCGAAACCGCAGAUAUCCUCAAGACUGCCACCCCGCGCAGCCUGGUCCUCCUGGACGAAUUGGGCCGCGGCACGAGCACGCAUGACGGCGUUGCCAUUGCCAGCGCCGUACUGGAGUAUGUCGUCCGCGAGAUAGGCUGCUACACUUUGUUUGUCACACAUUACCAGACUCUGGCCCAUACUACAAAACGCUUCCCCGCUGGCGAGCUGCGCAAUGUGCAUAUGCGCUUUCGCGAAAAUGAAGGCGUAGAGGAGUCGGAAGGUGAGGUGACAUUCUUGUAUGAAGUCGGCGAGGGCGUCGCGCAUCGCAGUUAUGGGCUUAAUGUAGCGAGACUGGCGAGGGUGCCGGGAAGUGUGUUGGAGGUUGCGAGGGAGAAGAGUGGCGAGCUUGAGGGCAGGAUGAGAGGAGUCCUAGUGGGCAAUGUUGUGAACCUUGUAGCAAGGGUGAUGGAGGAGGGCGAUGAGGAUGCGGUGGACAUGCUAGUAAGGGGUAUAGAGGAGCUGUAGAGAUGGAGCAUACCGGCCAAUGGGCAACAUCGCCAUGUCACACGUUUAUGUAUCGGAUG
This is a messenger RNA of Pseudovirgaria hyperparasitica, 3510 nucleotides long. Its product is annotated as DNA mismatch repair protein MSH3. Lineage: Eukaryota; Fungi; Ascomycota; Dothideomycetes; Acrospermales; Acrospermaceae. The record is from RefSeq and is a predicted model, not a curated record. Gene Ontology annotation, cellular component: nucleus. Gene Ontology annotation, biological process: mitotic recombination; mismatch repair. Gene Ontology annotation, molecular function: ATP-dependent DNA damage sensor activity; mismatched DNA binding; ATP binding. The coding region runs from base 50 to 3451 and encodes 1133 amino acids. The transcript has a single exon.